Acanthosepion pharaonis is the source of this 702-nucleotide messenger RNA. The record is from the annotation of a GenBank genome assembly. Lineage: Eukaryota; Metazoa; Mollusca; Cephalopoda; Sepiida; Sepiidae.
AUGGCCCACAACUACCUCAAGUCAGAACAGCUCACAAUCAUCCAUCAGCCACGAGGCAGGACCAAGAAACAAAACAAAACGAUUCCUACAUUCACUUCUUUCCGCGUUCUCUGUCGUCUGCUCCUCAUGUCUUCCACAACUGUUGCGGCAUAUCAUGAAAAGAAAUCCUUCUUUUAUGUGGAAAGGCCCCUCUCUACCUCCCUUCUAUCAACCUAUGCUUUGGGGAAAUGUUUCCUCUCCCUCUGUUUCCUGGAUGUGUGGGGCGGAGUAGAAGUGGACGGUUGGGAAUGUGUGAAAGUGGAGGGGGACGGAGCCCUAGCAAGGGAAGUGGGCAAGCUCCUUGACUUGGGGCAGAUUGCUUCGUCCAGCCUGUUUUUCUUUUUUGAUGCGCAUCUCUUCCUCCUCUUCAAAGAGGAGGACGAUGGUCGAGCAUUUCAUCAGUGUCCAUAUCGGAAUGCGGCCGCCUUUUCCGUAUCCCUCAGACGCAUUCCGUCUUCAAAGGAGAUUUCCCGCCUUGUUGCAAAGGUCAGAUGCAAAUGGGCCAGGCUCCGACCCGGUUCAGGUAAAAGGUCUUGGUGUCGACCGAUGACCGUACCAGUCACCGUGUUUUUCGAGGAUGAGGAAAUACUGAUACUCUCUCUCUCUCUCCUCUCUCACUCCUCUCUCUCUCUCUCUCUCUCUCUCUCUCUCUCUCUCUCUUAA